AUGUCCGUGAGCCGCAAUCGUACCGACAGACGCUCUUUUGUUGGCGUGUUUUCCUUUGCUAAACAGAGUCUGGUUUCGCAACCGUUCUGGCCUAAAAGUUGGCUCACUGCCGAACCUUUGUUUAUGGGUGACCCACAGGCUUCCCCUCGAGUAGUAUCUACAUGCGAUCGAUGGAGCACAGCUGCUGGUUACAGGGGAGGUGAGACUGUUUUGGCCGCUACCGCAAUGUAA
Opisthorchis viverrini is the source of this 231-nucleotide messenger RNA. RefSeq lists its product as hypothetical. The coding region runs from base 1 to 231 and encodes 76 amino acids. Lineage: Eukaryota; Metazoa; Platyhelminthes; Trematoda; Opisthorchiida; Opisthorchiidae. The transcript has a single exon. The record is from RefSeq and is a predicted model, not a curated record.